Molecule: messenger RNA, 2469 nt
Organism: Plectropomus leopardus (leopard coralgrouper)
Lineage: Eukaryota; Metazoa; Chordata; Actinopteri; Perciformes; Serranidae
Gene: ess2
Product: ess-2 spliceosome associated protein
Cellular component (GO): catalytic step 2 spliceosome
Source: RefSeq, a predicted model, not a curated record
UAGCCAACGGUGGCUAGUAAGUUAGCCAACUGGUCUGAGUCAGUUAGGUGUACACAGUCUUGAAUGUCGACUUAACGUCAUAUAGUCCAUACUUUAAACACGCUAGCUGACUUUUUCAAGUACAAAUUCAGCAUUUCGUUUUUAUUCGGUCGGUAUUUAUAUCGGAAGAGUCGCCGUUAGCCUAGCAGGCUAACAGGGUCCACAAUGGAGGGCAGCGCCAGCGUGAGGAAAGCGCUCUCCGGGACCCUCGUCCCUGUAACGGCCACAACAGUGGCACUUCUCCAGCAACCCGAGGAGAAGGGGAAGGAGAAGCUGAAGAGAAAGGUCCUCGAUGAAGAGGAGUACAUUGAGAGUUUAGAAAAGAUCAUCCAGCGAGACUUCUUCCCAGAUGUGACUAAACUGCAAGCGCAGAAGGACUAUCUUGAAGCAGAGGAAAACGGUGACCUCGAGCGAAUGAGAGAGAUAUCCAUUAGAUAUGGAUCAUCUUUGACAAAAUCUACGCCACGGUCCUCUGCACCCUACGUGACACCAGCAAGCUUUGAGACGCCAGUGGGCCGCUCAGGGUCUCCCUCUGCCACUCAUGGCAGUAAAGGUUUAGAUGGGGACAGCAAGGAGGAUGACAAGGAAGAGAAAGAGCUGCCCUCUCUGGAUCGCUUCCUUGCUAAAAAUACCAGUGAGGAUAAUGCAUCAUUUGAGCAGAUAAUGGAUCUGGCAGAAGACAAGGAGAAGCUGAGGCAUGCCUGGUUAUAUGAGGCUGAGGCUGAAUACAAACAGCGCCAUGAAGAGAACCUCGCCUUACCAUCAGCGGAGAAAGCAGCUCUCGAAAAUACCAAAGCUGGACUUGAGACAUGGGAGUACAAAGCAAAGAAUGCCUUGAUGUAUUAUCCAGAAGGUGUUAAAGACGAUGAUGCUUUAUUUAAGAAGCCACGGGAGGUAGUUCACAAGAACACACGCUUUGUUGGUGACCCUUUCAGCAAAGCUCUUAACAAAAGCCAGAUUCAGCAGGCUGCAGCACUCAAUGCACAGUUCAAACAGGGUAAAGUAGGUCCUGAUGGGAAAGAGCUCAUCCCACAUGAAUCCCCAACAGUGAAUGGAUAUGGAUUUGAAACGAUGCCCUCCCCUGCACCUGGUGUAGCUGAGUCACCUCUCAUGACCUGGGGUGAGAUCGAGAGCACCCCAUUUCGUCUGGAUGGAUCUGACACCCCAUAUGUUGAGAGGAAUCAUGGUCCAUCAUUUAAGAUUCCAGAACCAGGAAGACGAGAAAGGCUAGGAUUAAAAAUGGCCAAUGAAGCUGCCGCUAAAAAUCGUGCAAAAAAACAGGAGGCAUUGAGAAAAGUCACAGAAAACCUGGCAAGUCUUACACCUAAAGGUCUGAGUCCAGCCCUCACCCCCGCCCUGCAAAGGCUUGUGAACAGGACAUCUAGCAAAUACACAGACAAAGCACUGCGAGCGAGUUACACCCCAUCGCCCUCGCAUAGAGUCAUUGGAUCCAAGAGUCCCUUUGGUGGCCCAUCCACUCCCUCAGGAACGCCAACACCAAACAAAGCCAAAACGCCGAGCUCUCAGGACCUUACAUCACUCACAGACAAUCUGCUGCAACUUCCCAAGAGACGGAAAGCCUCAGACUUUUUUUAAGUAAGAGAAGCUGUUCUCUGCUGGCUGGGAUUGUACAAAACAGACAUAUUAUAAUACAGGAAACUCAAUUAUAAACUGUCCAGACCCAGUUUUCUCAAAUGAAAGAGUACAGCUUUCAGCUGGGCGACUGGAUAAAGACAUGCACAGACAACGGAGGAGUUUUUAAGGAUUUAUUUGUUACAUUUUCAGCACAGAUGGGUUUAUGUAGGUGCCUGUCAAAUGUCCAAAUUCUAUUUAAUUGUUUAUCUUCUUUUCUUUUCUUUUUUUUUAAUCCCAAAUGUAAGGUUUUAGAAUUUUUUGUACAGCUGUUUUAGUUCUAAAAAACAUUUGUUAUCCCUGUCACAAACACAGCAGCACAUGGUUAUAUUUUGUCAAUAUAAUUCAGUUACUGUUUCUGGAAAUCAAACACACAAAUGAGGAUUCACCUCACAGCAUUCAGUAGAUAUGUACCUCCCAGCUCUCCAUACAUGCUGCCAUGGCAUUUCAGUGUUUGUCUCUGCACCAUAGAAAUUACCCAAACUUUUGUGUUUGUGUUAAAAUGGAAAAAGGACAACAGAGCUUCAGUUAGAGAGCUCACUGGAGGCAGUAAAUGAUGAAUGUCUCUUUUUGCCAUAUAUUGGAAAAACAGUACAGGCAGAGCUGGACUCAGCAUCAUAAAUCUGUGCAACCUUUUUCUGAAAAUCGAUAAUAAAACUGAGCUUUUUUGACGGUAAGAGGUCUACAAAAGUAUAAUACCAUGUAUCAACAGAUGACACACUCAUCAAUAGUUCUGCUCUACCUCCUGCUGGUAGUAGAACAGAACCGUGAAUAAUAAAUAAACCUUUUUUCAAGCAA